AUGACAGCCAACCCAUUAAACACUGCACUGCUUUGCCUUCUUUGUGAAGACUUUCAAGGUAUUUUACCUGAAAGUAGAACUCAGUUGUACGUGGAAGUAGUACAAUGUGUUCUUAUCAGAUACAGGAAAAAGAAAGGUCUUCCAGUCGAAAGUGAUCAGGAUUUGAUUGAAAUCUACAAAGAUCAGUUGAAACGUUUUGGUUUGAUAGCCUUAAACGGCCUGUAUGAAGACAACAUGUACUUUGAGGACAAAAAGCUUUCAAAGAAAGAUGCCGACCUACCUGGAUUUGGGUUUCUGUCAGCUCAACCCGGAAGCAGCAAACGAAGACCGUGUAUGUGCUACGGCUUUACGCAUAAGAGUUUCCAAGAAUUCUUCGCGGGACAUUAUUAGAAUGUUUACCUGUUGCACUUGAGUGCAUUAAAGAAUGCAAAAUUGAAAACUGUUAUUUUCAUAUAGACUUGGCACGUACAUUUGGCGCAUCUCUGGAAGUUCAACAGGCUCAGGCGCGGAAUCGCAGAGUUACAGAUGAAACUGCUGUUGCUGUUCUUGCUGCCGUGCUAGAAGCAAACACAACUCUGACAAAUUUGGAUCUCCAGGGCAAUAACAUUGGUCCUGCCGGUGCUGAGUCACUUGCUACAGCACUUAAAACAAACACAGCUCUGACAAAUUUGGAUCUCCAGGGCAAUAACAUUGGUCCUGCCGGUGCUGAGUCACUUGCUACAGCGCUUAAAACAAACACAACUCUGACAAAUUUGGAUCUGUCUUAUAGCAAUAACAUUGGUCCUGCUGGUGCUGAGUCACUUGCUACAGCACUUAAAACAAACACAACUCUGACAAAUUUGGCUCUGUCUAGCAAUAACAUUGAUCCUGCUGGCGCUGAGUCACUUGCUACAGCAUUUAAAACAAAUACUGCUCUGACAAAUUUGGAUCUGUCUUAUGGCAAUAACAUUGGUCCUGCCGGUGCUGAGUCACUUGCUACAGCGCUUAAGACAAACACAACUCUGACAAAUUUGGAUCUGUCUUAUGGCAAUAACAUUGGUCCGGCCGGUGCUGAGUCACUUGCUACAGCGCUUAAAACAAACACA
Molecule: messenger RNA, 1085 nt
Organism: Porites lobata
Lineage: Eukaryota; Metazoa; Cnidaria; Anthozoa; Scleractinia; Poritidae
Source: the annotation of a GenBank genome assembly